This is a messenger RNA of Doryrhamphus excisus (bluestripe pipefish), 5501 nucleotides long. Its product is annotated as glutamate receptor ionotropic, NMDA 1. Gene Ontology annotation, biological process: monoatomic ion transport. Gene Ontology annotation, molecular function: ligand-gated monoatomic ion channel activity; signaling receptor activity. Gene Ontology annotation, cellular component: membrane. The record is from RefSeq and is a predicted model, not a curated record. NCBI's taxonomy places the organism in Eukaryota, Metazoa, Chordata, Actinopteri, Syngnathiformes, Syngnathidae.
UGAAAUCUCGCCGCCCGCACCAUCUUUGCCAGACAUUUGAGCAGGUAACGUCAAUGACGUCACGAGGUGGACGAGCUCGAGGCUUGUCACCGUGGCGACCAUCGUCCCGGUUGCCACGGUAACAGAGCAUGUAUGAACAUUUAUGACGUACAUCGUCACGGUCACAACAUUAGGCACAGCUGUUGAAUGUGUGUGCGCAUGCGCGUUGCCGUGCGCGCGUCCUCCCGCCUCCGGUCUUGUCCUCCGCCUCGGGACCGCGCGUGAGCAUCAAGGACAGGCGCGAUCGAGCUCGCGAGCAUCAUCGGGUCAUUUGGCACGAGCACACACGCGCGGAAACAGCAAGGCGCGGGAAUCAACAGGACGAAGCGCGCGAGAGCAGGAGGCACGUGAGCGAGGUUGUGACACGGACAAAGGAGGUGAUUGACGACAUCGAAGCAACAAAGCGGAUGACGACAUUGAAUCGCCGCCUGUGACGUCACAACCAUCUGUUUGGACUUUUAUUUUGAAAGCAGCUUCUGAACGAUGGAGGUGCGCGCCGCGCUGCUCCUGGCGGUGCUCCACUGCAGCUCCGUGGCGUUGUGCGGCUGCGAGCCGCGGCUGGUCAACGUGGGCGCCGUGCUGAGCCAGAAGCGCUACGAGCAGGUCUUCAAGGAGGCCGUCAGCCACGCCAACGCCCUCUACGGCCGCGACAAGUUCAAGAUGAACGCCAUCUCUGUCACGCACAAGCCCAACGCCAUCCAGAUGGCGCUGUCCGUCUGCGAGGAUCUCAUCUACAACCAGGUGUACGCCAUCUUGGUGAGCCACCCGCCGCAGUCCAACGACCACCUGACGCCCACGCCCGUCUCCUACACGGCGGGCUUCUACCGCAUCCCCGUGGUGGGCCUGACCACGCGCAUGUCCAUCUACUCCGACAAGAGCAUCCACCUGUCCUUCCUGAGGACGGUGCCGCCAUACUCGCACCAGGCCAACGUCUGGUUUGACCUCAUGCGGGAGUUCAGGUGGAACCACAUCAUCCUCAUCGUCAGCGACGACCACGAAGGCCGAGCCGCGCAGAAGAGGCUGGAGACGCUGCUGGAGGAGAAGGAGACCAAAACUAAAAUCAGGAACUAUGAAAACGUGGACCACCACAACUUUGACUUCAGGAGAACGCCUAAGGCCGAGAAGGUCCUGCUCUUCAACCAGGACACCAACCUGACCGCUCUGCUGCUGGAGGCCAAAGACCUGGAGGCCCGAGUCAUCAUCCUGUCCGCCAGCGAGGACGAAGCAGCAGGCGUCUACAAAGCCGCUCGCCAGCUCAACAUGACGGGUUCCGGUUACGUUUGGAUCGUCGGUGAGAGGGAGAUGACGGGGAAAGCUCUGAGUGAAGCUCCAGACGGCCUGCUGGGUCUGCAGCUGAUUAACGGUAAGAACGAGUCGGCCCACAUCAUGGACGCCGUGGCGGUGGUGGCGCAGUCGCUGCAGGAGCUCUUCGAGAAGGAGAACAUCACGGAGCCGCCGCGAGGCUGCGUGGGAAACACAAACAUCUGGAGGACGGGACCCCUCUUCAAAAGGGUGCUGAUGUCCUCCAAAUAUCCCGACGGCCUGACGGGACGAAUCGAGUUCAACGACGAUGGCGACCGCCGCUUUGCUACCUACAGCAUCCUCAACUACCUGCAGAAACCUGGACGCCUCGUCCCCGUCGGGAUCUUCAACGGAUCGCAGGUGGUGAUGAACCCCCAGAGGAAGAUCAUCUGGCCUGGUGGGGAGACAGAGAGGCCAAUAGGUUAUCAGAUGUCAACCAAACUGAAGAUCGUGACCAUCCACCAGGAGCCUUUUGUGUACGUGAAGCCAACAAAGGCUGACGGCACGUGCAAGGAGGAGUACUCCGUCAAUGGUGUCCUGAUUAAGAAGGUCAUCUGUACCGGACCCAACGGGACCAUCCCAGGGCAGCCCACAGUUCCCCAGUGCUGCUACGGUUUCUGCAUCGACCUUCUCAUCAAGCUGGCCAUGAGCAUGAACUUCACCUACGAGGUCCACCUGGUGGCUGACGGCAAAUUUGGCACCCAGGAGCGAGUGAACAACAGCAACAAGAAGGAGUGGAACGGCAUGAUGGGGGAGCUGCUGGGGGGCCUGGCCGACAUGAUCGUGGCCCCCCUCACCAUCAACAACGAGCGUGCCCAGUACAUCGAGUUCUCCAAGCCCUUCAAGUAUCAGGGCCUCACCAUCCUGGUGAAGAAGGAAAUCCCUCGCAGCACCCUGGACUCCUUCAUGCAGCCGUUCCAAAGCACCCUGUGGCUCUUAGUCGGCCUGUCGGUCCACGUGGUGGCAGUGAUGCUCUACCUAUUAGACCGCUUCAGCCCGUUUGGAAGGUUCAAGGUCAACAGCGAAGAAGAGGAAGAAGACGCCCUCACCCUGUCCUCGGCCAUGUGGUUCUCGUGGGGAGUGCUGCUCAAUUCCGGGAUCGGAGAAGGAGCCCCGCGAAGUUUCUCGGCCAGGAUUCUGGGAAUGGUGUGGGCGGGUUUCGCCAUGAUCAUCGUGGCCUCGUACACCGCCAACCUGGCGGCCUUCCUGGUGCUGGACCGGCCUGAGGAGCGCAUCACUGGCAUCAACGACCCCAGGCUUCGUAACCCGUCAGACAAGUUCAUCUACGCCACGGUGAAGCAGAGCUCGGUGGACAUCUACUUCCGGCGGCAGGUGGAGCUGAGCACCAUGUAUCGCCACAUGGAGAAGCACAACUACGAGAGCGCCGCCGAGGCCAUCCAGGCCGUGCGAGACAACAAGCUGCACGCCUUCAUCUGGGACAGCGCCGUGCUGGAGUUCGAGGCGUCCCAGAAGUGCGACCUGGUGACCACGGGAGAACUUUUCUUCCGUUCGGGAUUUGGGAUCGGAAUGAGGAAGGACAGUCCCUGGAAGCAGAACGUGUCCCUGGCUAUUCUCAGCUCUCAUGAGAAUGGCUUCAUGGAGGACCUGGACAAGACCUGGGUUCGAUACCAGGAGUGUGACUCCAGGAGCAACGCCCCUGCUACCCUGACUUUUGAGAACAUGGCAGGCGUGUUCAUGCUGGUGGCGGGCGGCAUCGUCGCCGGCAUCUUCCUGAUCUUCAUCGAGAUCGCGUACAAGCGGCACAAAGACGCUCGCAGGAAGCAGAUGCAGCUGGCGUUCGCCGCCGUCAACGUGUGGAGGAAGAACCUUCAGGAUAGGAAAGGUAGAGCAGAGCCCGAGCCCAAAGGCUCUUUUAGGUCCAUCACUGCGACCUCCGACCUCAAACGGCGUCGGGCCUGCGUGGACGCCACGCCGUACCCGACCGACAUCACCGGACAGAUCAACCUGUCGGAUCCCUCCGUCAGCACCGUGGUCUGAACACCCGCCGCCACGCACAUGUGCUUUUAUUUUGGUAGCUCCUGAGUGUUUGUGGUUCCUGUGGUUUAUCAGAGGGGCGGAGCCUGUGGGACAGGAAGUCACAUCAGUGCUGUCAAUGUGCUGACUCAGUAGAUAUUUGUCUAUUUUUGUAUUCAUGAACCGAGCAAUAACCGCCAAGUCUGAGGAUCUUUCUGGAAUAUACGUCUACGUUCUGUACUCUUAAAGAACUCCUUUAACAGACCCAAGUAGUACUUUGUACUAGCUAACGGUUUGGACCGCUUGCUAGCGCUCGCCAUCCGAGUGGUCACGUGAUGUUCCUGUGACGUGUCACGCCAGCCGAUUCAUUUCCGCUGUCUUCCUGUCAACGAAGGCAGGCGACGGCGCCAUCCGGCGCCAUCCAGCGCCCCGUUCUUUAGGUGUGGGGGGGGGGGAGGGUACUACUUUACGGUACUACUUUGGUCCGUCCAAAAGAAUUGUUUAAGAGUACAGAAGCGUCAGACCAAAUGAACCUCAUCUAGAUUCUGACGUCACUGCCCACAAACUUGCUGGUGCAGAGGCUCCGCCCCCUAGAAGUUCCAUGGCAUGAUGUCAUCACUAAUGACCAGAUGUGUCUACCUCCACCUGCCAAUCAACCCAAAUGCUACGUUAGCUUAGCGUGUUGCAAUGAUGUUACUCAUGUCUUACUAGCCUUGACGAAGUUAGCAACAUGUAGCAUCAUAAAGGGCCAAUGUUUACUUAGCAGCUAAUGUUAGCGUGUGUAGCUACUUUGCCGUUGCUAACUGAGCUACUGAGCGUGUACAUACUGUAUGUGGCUAAUGCUAAUUCAGGCUCAUGCAGCCACACUAUUUGUCCUUGUUGUUACGUUUUUCCAAUUGUCAUCGUGCUCAUUUAGCGUGCUACUCGUACGCGGCGAGGUCGUCCGAUGUACCGAAAAGACGCCUCAAGCAUCGACCAAUCAAUUGCUCUGCACGCCAUCUUCCUGUUCUGGCAAAAAAGGCGGACUAGCCAGAACUCACUUUAGACCUGGCCCAGCCUUAGACAGGACUAGCUUUAGACCUGCUUCAACUUUGAAACGGGUUCAAACUUAGACCCAGUCCAACUUUACACCAGGACUAACCUUAGACCUGGACUACAGAAGAUGAGUCUAGUUUUAAGACCAGCAGUUUUAUGUCAAGAAUUCUUGUACUAUUUGAUAAGAAACGAUUGCAACGUCUGCAUCAUGUGUACAUUAUUGUGUCGAGUUGAAACUACAUUUCCCACAAUGCACUUCUUACCCUUGCUUGCUGUCACCAACUGUUCUCCACGCUAAUGUAGCAACGCCUGUUAGCCUCCGGCUAAAAUGGCGUCAUCGAUGAUGUCGGUCAGUGACGUGACGUGUUUGUGCCGUCAUCACCGUCGUGUUCGGUUUGGAUGAGCGGCUGAUGUGCACGUGAUCGUGACGGCGGAACGGCCUAGUGUCUACUUCCUGUCACGUGCUGUCACGGACAGAGCUGUCAAUAAAUCCAACAAUGCCGACUUGCUUGCUCUCAUUUGCUUCAAAGGUGCUGGGAAAUGACACCAGUUGUGUUUCAUCUACUCCAUCUAGUUCUUCUAGUUCUACAGUCAGCGAUGCUUAGAACAGGUAGAAGGUAAAGGUAGAAGUUGUGGGUUCACUUCCUCCUCGUCAGCUCCUUGGCAUUGCCGCCACCUACCGGACUGGUGUCCGCUUCCUGUACGCCAUCUGAAUAAAGUUUUAUUCAAACGGUCAACCUGCUCUCAGCAACAACCACAAGUCGCCAGCAGCAAAGAUGACAGAAACAAAUCACUGGUGCUCCAAAGUGGAUCAAAUGGACGUGUACGUACUUAUUACAUAUAUAUAUAUAUAUACAUAUAUACAUCCGGGGCCAAUUGGCUCAUGUUUGUUGAUAAAGUUUUUUCAAAAACAUAAAAAACAGGUCGCCAGCAGGUAGAGUUGUUUUUACAUGUAAAGGUAUAAAAAGCGUAAAGGAGAAACAAACAAGAAUACUUACAGCAUCGUCGUCGUCGCCUUCGUGGUCCGUGACGUCACUCCUUCAUGACGUCAUCCGGGGCAACCCGAAGUAGCAGACGAGGUCGUCAUGGCGAUGGAAAGCUCGGCGUUGCCACGGAGACCAACAACACCGCAUUAGCCGGCUAGCGUUAGC